Messenger RNA from Misgurnus anguillicaudatus (oriental weatherfish), 4961 nucleotides. NCBI's taxonomy places the organism in Eukaryota, Metazoa, Chordata, Actinopteri, Cypriniformes, Cobitidae. The record is from RefSeq and is a predicted model, not a curated record.
ACUUAUAUGUGUUGGGUUCCCGCUAUGACAGCAGUGACAAUCAUAAAUGUUUUCAGAACAAGCGGGUGCCCGACGUCCCUUUAUCUUUCCCUAUCUCUGUCCUGAUAUGUGAUAGAAAGACGAAGGCCCUCUCCAGCCGCAUGGCAAUUCUAUCUAAUCUGCUGCCUAUUAGACCAGGCCAAAACCAGUUACUGUUAAGUUAGCACUUCUGAACAUCCGUUCACUAAAGAACAAAUCAUUUUUAGUUAAUGAUCUUAUCACCACUAACAACCUGGACUUUAUGUUUCUAAAUGAAACCUGGUUAGAUGACAGCUGCAGUGCUACAGUCCUCAAUGAAUCAGCCCAUCCAAGCUUUACUUGUAUAAGUGCCUAUAGAGCUGUUAGAAGAGGUGGAGGAAUAGCUGCUUUAUUCAAAGAUGCCUUUCAAUGCAAGCGUUAUUUGGUGAUUACCAGUCUUUUGAAUAUUUGUGUAUUGCUCUAAAAGGUACACCACGCAUUCUGUUUACAAUUAUUUAUAGACCUCCCAAAUACACCUCAGCAUUUGUUGAUGAAUUCACAGAACUUUUGUCAACAAUUUCCUCUGCAUUUGAUUAUUUUGUUAUUGCUGGAGAUUUAAAUAUAGACAAUGCAGAAAACAAUACUGCAAUUGAACUGUUAAAUGUUUUAAACAAUUUUGAUCUGACCCAGCACGUGCAAGGUCCUACACACACUAGGGGACACACUCUUGAUCUGCUCAUUAGCAAGGGUCUAAACAUUUCAUCUAUUGUAAUCAAGGAUGAAGUGCUAUCUGACCAUUUCUGUGUUUACUUUGAUUUAUUGAUCUGUCCUGCCACUGAUGCUAGGUUCAUAAAUGAGAACACCAGUGAGGUAUUUAUGAAUGUUAUAUCCAUGUUGCCAAACAUAUCGGCUGACUCUGUUGAUGUUCUCCUUGAAAACUUUAACAUAAAAGUUAAAGAUGCCAUUGCUGGUAUAGCUCCAGUAAAGGUCAGGAUGAUCACUGGCAGACGUAAAGCACCCUGGAGAAACACAAAGCCAGUACAGCGCAUGAAAAGAACAUGCAGAAAAGCUGAACGUAUGUGGCGGAAAACAAAACUUGAAGUACAUUAUAGUAUCUAUAAGGACAGUCUUCGUGCUUUCAAUGUCGAACUAGGCACAGCUAGACAAACCUUCUUCUCCAACAUUAUAAAUCAAGUUCCUAGUGAAAUGCUCUCUGACAACAAAUGCAAUGAGUUUGCAACCUUUUUCUCUGAGAAGAUCAGUAAUAUUAGAAUGGGGAUCAAUACGCCCUCAUAUUGUACUGUUGUCUGUCAGAUAUCAUUUCAACAACCUCAGAAAUUAGUCAUUCUCUCAGACCUUGGAAGAAACAGAACAACACCUUAAAGCAUCAACUUGCAGCCUUGACACGCUCCCCACAUCUUUUCUCAAAAAGGUACUUAACUGCUUAGAAACUGACCUCUUAAAAAUAGUAAAUACCUCUCUGAUCACAGGCACUUUCCAGAGUCCUUAAAAACGGCAGUUGUUAAGCCUCUCCUAAAAAAAGAGUAACCUAGACAAAACCAUACUUUGCAACUUCAGACCAAUCUCAAAUCUACCGUUUAUAGGCAAGAUCAUUGAAAAGGUUGUUUUCAAUCAGCUAAACAAAUUCUUAAACUCAAAUGGCUAUCUGGAUAAUUUUCAAUCUGGUUUCCGUCAACAUCACAGCACAGAGACAGUGCUCAUAAAGAUAAUAUAUGAUAUUCAAUUAAACUCUGAUUCAGGUGAAAAAUCAGUGCUGGUGCUACUAGAUCUUAGUGCUGCCUUUGACACAGUAGAUCACACCAUACGCUUACAUAGACUGGAAAACUGGGUAGGGCUUUCUGGGAUGGUCCUCAAAUGAUUUAAAUCAUACCUAAAAGGGAGAGGUUACUAUGUGAACAUAGGUAACAAUAAAUCUGAGUGGACAUCCAUGACAUGUGGAGUCCCACAGGGUUCAAUUCUUGCACCACUUCUGUUUAAUUUGUAUAUGCUCCCACUUGGUCAAAUAAUGAAAAAGAACCAAAUUGCUUACCACAGCUAUGCAGAUGACACCCAGAUAUACUUAGCCCUGUCACCUAAUGACUACAGCCCCAUUGACUCUCUAUGUAAAUGCAUUGAUGAAAUUAACUGUUGGAUGCGUCAAAACUUUCUCCAGUUAAACAAAGACAAAACUGAAGUCAUUGUAUUUGUAAAUAAAGAUGAAACUUCCAAGGUUAUCACAUACCUUGACUCUAGGCGUCUAAAGACACAAAAUAAAGUCAGAAAUCUUGGUGUAAUUUUAGAGUCUGACAUUAAUUUCAGUAGUCACGUGAAAGAGAUAAGCAAAUCAGCUUACUACCAUUUUAGAAAUAUUUCCAGAAUUAGAUGUUUUGUCUCAAGACAGGACUGAGAGAAAAUUGUUUAUGCCUUCAUCACCAGCAGGGUAGAUUAUUGCAAUGGACUUCUUAUUUGGAUCCCCAAAAAGACUAUUAGACAGUUGCAGCUCAUACAGAACGCUGCUGCCAGAAUUCUGACCAGAACCAAAAAAUCUGAGCACAUCACUCCAGUCCUCAGGUCCUGACACUGGCUUCCUAAUACAUAUAGAAUAGAUUUUAAAGUAUUGUUACUCGCUUAUAAAUCACUUACCAAGGGUUCACUCAAAACAAGAUGCGUCAGCAUUUAGCUAUUAUGCAACCUCUAGCUGGAAUCAGCUUCCAGAAGAGAUCAGAUGUAUGUGCUUCAACAGUAAACACUUUUAAAUCUAGAUUAAAAACACAUCUGUUUAACUCUGCAUUUACUGAAUGAGCACGUGCUGCUUCACGCUGACUGCACUUUUAACUCAAGUCAAUUUUACUCCUGUUUUAUUCUUUUUAACAUAUUCUAAACAGUUUUUUAAAUCACAUUUAUUUUCUUUAAUUGUUAUUUUAAAUUCUCAUGUAUCUUUGUUUUUUAUUGUGAUUUUAUUGUGUGCCUCUUAUUUUUACUUUUUUUCUGUCUUUUAUAUAUUUCUCCUUUCUUUGUAAAGCACUUUGAAUGACCUCUGUGUAUGAAAUGUGCUGCACAAAUAAACUUGCCUUGCCUUGCCUAGGAUGUGACGAGAUGUAAAGCUGGGUAUCAUCCGCAUAGCAGUGAAAACUUGUGUUAUGUUUCCUGAUAAUGUUUCCUAGAGGUAACAUAUAUAAUGAGAACAGGAUAGGAUCUAAAACUGAACCCUGUGGUACGCCGUAUUUAACCAGGGAGUGAUAUGACCCUUUCUCAUUUACAUAAACAAAGUGGUAGCGAUUGGUUAGAUACGAUCUAAACCAGGCUAACGCCUGACCACUGAUACCAACAUAGUUUUCUAGUCUAUUGAGUAAGAUUGUGUGAUCUAUUGUGUCAAAGGCUGCACUAAGGUCUAGUAAUAUAAGGAUCGAGAUUUCACCAUGAUCGGAUGUUAAAAGCAGGUCAUUUGUAACUCCUUUUGUAACACUGAUCAUUUGUAACACUAUACAUUUGUAAAGUUUUAUUUUUUAACCAUAAACCAUGCGAACACAUCAUAUUAUACCAAAUACAAAAAAUAAUGUUUUUAAGUUUUAAAUUAAUUUAGUAAAACUGAAUGAUAAAUUAGUUAUGCGAUGUUUUAACAAACAAAACUUUGCAUUCUUCAAUAAAUGCAUUCAUUUGAAAAAAUACUGAAAUUACAUUCUAGAGACAUUUUUGUAGCAGCUUGCAGCUGCGUCACAUUUUUGAGGUUGGGUGGUCUGUGGUUUAGUAUGUGCAGUGACACAGGUGUUGGUGAUGCAACAGUUUGGAUUGCAAAGGAUGAGAGAGUGUCGAUUGGACCAUAAUUUCGUUGCUCCUGGAAUGUUCUUUGCUUUCUCCUGCUUCUGUCUUCAAUCUACAGGGUUAACUGUAAGCACUGUGCACGGUGAUGCACUUGAUGUCAGCGUCAAAUCAAUGUGAGUGCAAACCUCCAGUGGAAACAGCCAUCUGUGCUAACAUGUUCGAAGUCACUCAUGACUUCCUGUAAACAGUUUAACACUGAAAAUAUUAGGUCUCCUGCCAAAUGAGAAACGGUUUCCUGUUUAUGCAUUCUUGGUUUGAGACUUGAGCUAUUCACACCUCUGCAGAUUCUUCCCACAGUUUUGAGGCAGCGCUUUUUAAAAUAUCAGUAUCAUCUGCUAUUUUGACAGCUAUGUAACUUAUUAAAAGCUUAUUGCCUAAAACAUUCAUACUGUUUUGCAAAUAAUGUAAUGUAAACUAAAUAUUGUUUACAACAAUUUUCAUCAAAUAGUACGAUCAUAAUCAACAUAAUGUUUAUGCAUGCACUGUAUAUUUGAACUUAUGGCUGAAGCAAAACUUAGUUCUUCAAAGUUAUUUUUAUACAUUUGAUAACACUGAGAUAACGCAGUGCUCAUAUAUGACCCAUUAGUGAUAACAUAGAGAUCCAAUAAAUAUGGAUAAACUGAGAUCAUCAUUAUCUGUACUCCACCACUUACUACCAGCACACUAAACGUUCUUCCCAUAUCACUCCAAUUUUAUUAAAAACUCUAUUGGCUUCCAGCUGUAUAUCAUACUAAAUACAAAAUCUCCUACUCACAUUUAAAUCUCUACACAACUCGAUACCUCUGUGAUAUGCGUCUCUCUUAUACUUGUUACGUUCCUCUGACUCUGGCCUUCUCAGUAUCCCUCGAUGCUUUAAUGGAAAAUAGAUCGUUCAGUGUUUGUGCAGCGAAGCUGUGGAAUUCACUUCCCCAAUCACAUCAUAGUGUCAACCACAUUUCUGAAUUGAAAUCAUUACUUAAGGCUCAUGUGUUCUCUGAAUGUUAUAAUCUGUAAGCUGUUUUUCUAGUUCUCUUUGUUUUUUGUCUCAUUUGUAUUUUGUUUACCUCUCAUUUUGUUUUAAUCUUCAUCUGUUAUUGUUUGUCAUUUUUGUUUAUAAUAUUGACUAAUGUUUGUGCUUCCCCUUUUUUAAACAUUUUAAACUU